AGGAAUUCCUUCCUGCGCCCUCUAGGAUAGUUCACGGCGAAAGAUAGCCUUCGUCUGAGGACUACAAUCCCCACAAUUCAAUCUGCCCUCACGCCGGGUCACGUGGCAGAGUCAAUUGUGUUUCCCACAAUUCUUUGUGAUAGCUUAAGAUGGCGGCGCCCAGUGACACAAGGAGCGACUCCGAGAGCAGCAGUAGUAGCGAUGCGGAGGAGUUGGCGCGGUGCAGAGAGGCGGCUAUGCCGGCCUGGGGCUUGGAGCAGCCCUCGCGAGGAACAAAAAAAACAAGAGACGAUGCUGCAAAUAACCAGUUGCCAACCUCCCAGCCAAGCCUCAGGCAUAAGGUGGAUGAGCACGAGCAGGAUGGCAACAAGCUGCAAACCACGCCCGAGUUCCGAGCCCACGUGGCCAGGAAGCUGAGUGCGCUGCUGGACAGCUCUAUCAUCAUCUCAGAAGCAGUGAAGGAACCGAGAAAAGCUAUGAUACAGGAAGUGGCCUCAGGAGACAAUGGCUUCCGCCUCUUCUUCACGUCCCUCCCCAGAGACCCUGAGGAGGAAGCUGCUCCCCGGCCCUGCAGAAAGCGACAGCGCUCCGGUUCCAGCGAGGACAGCACUGAGGCUGAGGAGUGGCAGCGGUGCCGGGAGGCGGCCGUGUCCGCCAACGACAUUCUCCAGGACUCAGCUAUCCACAGCCCUGUCCGCGGGGAGCAGGAGGCCAAGAAGAAGAAAAAGAAAGCCAAGAAGGUGGUCAGCCUCGACCCGGCUGAAGCCACCACCCCAGCCAGCGGAGCGACAGUCCAGAAACAAGAAAGGGGGUUGAGUGCCAUCAGCGGGGACCAGGUAUCACCGGGGACCAAAAACAAAAAAAGGAAGAAAAAGGCGAAGGCCAACAAGGCUUCCUCAUGCCCACUGGCAAAAAGCACAACCGCUGUGCUUGCAAACUGACCCUGGUCUGUGGUACCCAUACCAUAGCCAUUUCCACACUCCCCUCCCCAAGUCCAAGCGCCUAGCUCGCAAGUCCAAACUCUGCCCCUCUGUGUUCCUAUCGAGGGUGCAACAGACCUGUAGUUCCAGAACAUUCUGUGGCCUCAGCAAGGCAGAAUCUUCCAGCUAUUCAAGACUAAUGGCCAAGUAGUGAUGCCCCACCUCCCCAAGACAGUCUGUAGGGGCAAAAGUAAAGGGAGACUUUUCACUGCAUGCGGUGACACAUGCCUCUAAUCCCAGCACUUGGGAGGCUGAGGCAGGAAAAUCUCCAUGAGUUCAAAGACAACCUGGACUACUAGCAAGACAUGGAAAGGGGAAGACAUUUCUCCCUCCCCAGCCAAAUGUGAGAGGCAGAUCUUUAGAAAUUGAGGGGAGGGGUCCCCAAGAUGCCAAGGCCUAGAAAAACAUUUAUACUUCUCCCCCCAACUUACAUACAAUUAACAAGACAUUUUGAGGAAAAGGAGGAGAGUUUUCCCUCCUGUUUUCCAGAAUUCCUUUUCUCCACGUUAAGAUUUUAUGGGCACAACAUUUUUGCACCACCUGGCCCAUUAGAAAUGAGUUGUCAAGGGGCCCAGAACUCCUUGCUGCCUCCGCUCAAUGUUGAAUCUUACAGGGACAUUUGAAGUGAACAUUGUGUAUAGGACCCGCCCACCAGCACACCUGGAUAUGUACUGUCUCCACCGUUCAAGGUUCAGGAAGUGUUGCAGCGCUUGUGGACUAAGUUCUGUGUAGAGGGCUUUUCUGCAGCCAAUAGCCAAGGUGAAGGUGGAAUUCAGGCUUCCUCACCUUGCCUAAGUCUCAGGCAGAAAAACGGGGAGCCAGGCACGGUGUCUGGGAGGCUGAGGCAGGAGGAUCACAAGUUCAACCCCAGCCUGGGCAGUUUAGUGACUUGG
Molecule: messenger RNA, 1873 nt
Organism: Fukomys damarensis (Damara mole-rat)
Lineage: Eukaryota; Metazoa; Chordata; Mammalia; Rodentia; Bathyergidae
Gene: CUNH12orf43
Product: chromosome unknown C12orf43 homolog
Exons: 6
Coding region: 150-941 (263 amino acids)
Biological process (GO): Wnt signaling pathway; negative regulation of Wnt signaling pathway; Spemann organizer formation
Source: RefSeq, a predicted model, not a curated record